Molecule: messenger RNA, 1709 nt
Organism: Entelurus aequoreus (snake pipefish)
Lineage: Eukaryota; Metazoa; Chordata; Actinopteri; Syngnathiformes; Syngnathidae
Product: hsc70-interacting protein-like
Exons: 13
Coding region: 154-1269 (371 amino acids)
Molecular function (GO): Hsp70 protein binding; protein dimerization activity
Source: RefSeq, a predicted model, not a curated record
AUAAAGGAAGUCCGUGGGGCUGUCCGAUGUGAUGCCUGAAUGAAAAGAGAAGAGCGACGCCUUCGCCAGGGAAGCAGAUUUGCGACGACGAAUUUCGACGGCAACCUUCUGUUUUCUCAUCUACUUAUUUAAAUCUAAGAGUCCUUAUAUAGCAUGGACUCCCGCAAAGUGACAGAGUUGAAGGGCUUCGUGCAAUUGUGCGAGUCCAAUCCCGCCAUCCUGCACCUCCCUGAGAUGGGCUUCUUCCGCACCUGGUUGCACAGCAUGGGUGCAAAGAUCCCUUCCCCAUCUCCCCCCAAGGAGUCAUGCCAGGGUGGGUGUCCCUGUGGUCCUCCCCCGAGAUCUUCAGCUCCCCCACCUGAGCCUGAGCCUCCUGCACCAUCUGAAAGUGAAGAGAGUGAAUUAGAAAAAGACCUGGAGGGUGUCAUUGAGCCAGACACUGAUGAACCACAGGAAAUGGGAGAGUUUGAAAAUGUUGAGGUGUCAGAGGAGAUGAUGGACUUGGCCAAUGACAAGAAGAUUGAAGCCAUUAAUGCUCUGGGAGACGGAGAUCUGCAGAAAGCUCUGGAUCUUUUCACUGAAGCCAUCAAGAUGAAUCCCUGCGUGGCCAUCAUGUACGCUAAGAGAGCAAGCGUUUACGUUCAGAUGCAGAAACCCAACGCAGCCAUCAGAGACUGCGACAGAGCCAUCAAGAUUAACCCGGACUCAGCGCAGCCUUACAAGUGGAGGGGUAAAGCUCACAGGCUGCUGGGACACUGGGAGGAGGCAUCCGGGGAUCUAGCUACAGCCUGCAAACUGGAUUAUGAUGAGGAUGUCAGUGCACUGCUCAAGGAGGUGCAGCCCAAGGCCAACAGAAUCAUGGAGCACAGGCGCAAAUAUGAACGCAAGAGGGAGGAGAAGGAGAUCCGGGAGAAGCAGGAGCGAGUCAAGAAGGCCAGGGAGGAGCACGCUCGCGCUCACAAGGAAGAAGAAGCCCGAGGAGGAGGAGGAGGAGGAGGAGGAGGAGGAGGAGGAUUCUUCCCAGGUGCAGGUGGUGGGUUCCCAGGUGGGUUCCCAGGUGGAGGUGCUGGCAUGCCUGGUCUGAAUGACUUGUUGCAGGAUCCUGAGCUUCUCAGCGCCAUGCAGGACCCGGAGGUGAUGGUGGCCUUCCAGGACGUGGCACAGAACCCGGCCAACAUCGCCAAGUACCACAACAACCCCAAGAUCAUGGCGCUCAUCACCAAGCUCAACUCUAAGUUUGGAGGAGCUGCACCUCAGCCUCAGUCCUAACAUGUUGGAGGAGGAAGUAGUCUUCUUCUUCUUCUUCUUCUCUUAAACAUUGAAUCUUCAUCAAGUUGAGCUGCACCUCAGCCUCAGUCCUAACAUGUUGGAGGAGGAAGUAGUCUUCUUCUUCUUCUUCUCUUAAACAUUGAAUCUUCAUCAAGUUGAGCUGCACCUCAGCCUCAGUCCUAACAUGUUGGAGGAGGAAGUAGUCUUCUUCUUCUUCUUCUUCUUCUUCUUCUUCUCUUAAACAUUGAAUCUUCAUCAAGUUGAGCUGCACCUCAGCCUCAGUCCUAACAUGUUGGAGGAGGAAGUAGUCUUCUUCUUCUUCUUCUCUUAAACAUUGAAUCUUCAUCAAGUUGAGCUGCACCUCAGCCUCAGUCCUAACAUGUUGGAGGAGGAAGUAGUCUUCUUCUUCUUCUUCUCCUCUUAAACAUUGAAUCUUCAUA